This is a messenger RNA of Ordospora colligata OC4, 1149 nucleotides long. Its product is annotated as Prp40-like splicing factor. The transcript has a single exon. The coding region runs from base 1 to 1149 and encodes 382 amino acids. Gene Ontology annotation, cellular component: U2-type prespliceosome; U1 snRNP. Gene Ontology annotation, biological process: mRNA cis splicing, via spliceosome. Lineage: Eukaryota; Fungi; Microsporidia; Ordosporidae. Gene Ontology annotation, molecular function: protein binding; RNA binding. The record is from RefSeq and is a predicted model, not a curated record.
AUGAAGAGUGUAAAAGAAGCCACAAAAAGCGACUACGAGGUGCUUUGUGAUAGCCAAGGAAGGGAGUAUUACUACAAUAAGAAGACACGAGUGUCUAGCUUUGCAAAGCCCGAUGUACUUAAGGGUUCAGAUGAGCAGUUUGAGCAGAAUCCAUGGAUUGAAUGCAGAAGUUCAAAAGGAAAGAUGUUUUAUCACAACACAGUCACUAAGGAGAGUAGAUGGAUAAAGCCCAAAAACAUUAACACUCUGAAUAAGACCGAACUGUGUGGGAUUGGAACAUCCAUGAAGAUAACAGAUGCCGAGGUAUCACAGUACCUUAUUAACAGGUUAAUUGAGCAAUACAAUAUAUCGGGAAUGAAGGAUGGAUUAUACAAGUUGUCCACAGAGUCAAUUUUCAGAGCAAUUGAUAUACGUAAUAGAAAUGAGAUAUUAAGAAAGUGUUUGACAGAUAAAGAAGCAAGAGAAAUGGAUGAGAGACAUAGAAUGCAAAAGUACUACGUGGACGAGAUAUGCAAGAUGAAAGUAGAGGCACCUGACUUUUUUGGAUUCAAUAAUGUGCUUUCGAAGCAUCCUUAUUACAUAGGCAUUGAAAACAAGUUUGCAUGUUAUGAAGAAUACAUUCAGAAUAACGAAGGAGGAGUAACAAGAUCUGAACUUGAAUUGAUCUUCCAUAACUACGGAGUUGAAUUGAGUACGUCGGUUAUUGAAGUGCUUGGAUUGAAUGAAGUACAGAAGUUUGAUAGGAAAGAUGUUUUGCUUGCAUUCAUCAAGUACUUCAAGGCAUUGCAAAGGAAAUUCAUGAUAAACAUUCAAAAUGUAAAAAGUGAAAUGAUAUGCAAUGCAAAUCGCUGGAAAGCUCCGUUUGUAAGUAUGCUUGAGGAUAUGUACAGAAAGGGAAGAAUACACUAUAAAAUGAAGUUCAAGAAUGCAUUCCAUGUAUUCAAAGACUCCAAACCGUUUCAGGAGCUUCUUGCUGGUGAUGAAGACAUCAAGGAAAUAUACUUUAAGUUCAUGAAUGAUCUAGAGCAUAGGCUAGGUAGAUAUAUACAAGGUCGAGACAGAGAGGUUGUACCAGAUGCAACAGACAGGAGAGCCAUCGACAUGUACUUCCAAUCCAUACAGGAAGAAAAGGAAGAAGGUGAAAUAUGA